AUGAUUUCUAUAACAAAUUUAGAUGAAUAUGAAUUAAGAAUUGUUGAUUUUGAUUGGUCUGGGAGAGAUUCUAAUGUAAAAUAUCCAUUAUUGAUUAAUUCUGAAGUAUCAUGGCAUCAAGGUGUGACUGGUGGAGCACCAAUUAAAAAAGAACAUGAUAUCCAACUUUUAAAAAAUGGUUUUAAGUCUCUUGGUUUUGAAAUAUUGGAUUAA
Molecule: messenger RNA, 213 nt
Organism: Entrophospora sp. SA101
Lineage: Eukaryota; Fungi; Glomeromycota; Glomeromycetes; Entrophosporales; Entrophosporaceae
Source: the annotation of a GenBank genome assembly